UUCUGUCAGCUGUCUAUGAUCAGAGGAAGACGUCCUGAAUGACAUUUGGAAAACAGAAGAGUCGAACGAGUAUUAUAACAAUGAAAGCUUUGUUAGACAUUUUGUCACAUUCUUUUAAAUUUUAUUAGAGGUUAUACAUUAUUUUUUGCUUAAAAUACGCAUGAUCACGUUUUACGAAAUUCCUUUACGGAAGAGAACUGAGGUCAGGGAAGGAGGGUGUGCUGACAAGUGGGUGACUCCACUUUUGGUAGAAAGGGUGUGUCAGAAUGCAAGUAAAAUUGGAUUUGACUCCUGAGAGAGUGAUAUUCAUGCUACAGCAGGCUCUCUCUAAGGAGAAGGAGGAGUGGAACCCCUCUCUGUACAAAACACACACUCUAGAGAGUGAGGAUGUAACUGCAGAAGAAAGAGACGGGAUUGUUCAAUGGCUGGCUGAACUAAACUAUCAACUUCGUCUUACACCAGAAACAUUUUUUUUGAGUGUGGCAAUACUGGAUACCUUUUUUGGGUUAGUCAAGGUCAAGCCAAAAUACCUGAAGUGCAUAGCCAUUUCUUGCUUGUUUCUUGCCAUGAAAAUUUGUGAAGAAGAUGAGGUAGUGCUUAUGGCAGAAGACCUCAUUGAAGUCAGUCGUUGUGGCAUCAAAGUAGCGGAUCUUGUCAGAAUGGAGAGGAUCAUAGUUAGUAAGCUACUUUGGGAUUUAAAGAAAGUCACAGCCCUGGAUUUUUUGCAAGUGUUCCAUGCUUUUCUGAUGUUUAUGUGUCCAGGUCUGCUAAUUGGUCAGUAUGCCACUGGUUCUGGAGGGUUACUCUGUUUGCUGACCAGAAAACUUCAGGUUUGUCUUGCCAACCACCGAAUCCUUCAGUUUAAAGCUUCCACUGUAGCUCUGUCAUUGAUCAGCCUGGAAUUAGAGGGUUCUUUACCAGACUGGUUUGCUAUAACAGUUGCCCUGCAGACAUUUGCAGAGGUUGAGAAAAUGGAGAUUAUACGCUGUCGAGAGUUACUCACCCAGAUUUUAACUCCUCAUUACUGCCAUGACCAUUUUGUUACUAUUAGACAAAGUCAGGCUGCAAAAUGUAAGAUGGAGCAGGCUGAUGUGGAAGAAAUCUAUGACAGCAUCAAACGUCUCUAUGGAGAUGAGGGAAUGUUUUUUAUGGGUGCAGCUAGAGAACAGUAAACUCUUCAUUCCACAAAGUAAUGCUGAAAUUUACCUUCACAUAACUGGUUGUAAUUCUAUAGAAGGAUGCUAUAAUUGGCUGUAGGUAAAAUAGUAGAAACACUAAUUCUUUAGAUCCAUAGCUGUAUUUUUUAACAAUUGUGAUGGUUCUCAAACACAUCUCAGUUAUCUGAAAAAAUAUUCUGCCCGUAGAUAACUUUUAUUUCUAUAAAACGAUGUUGCAAAGGUGUUGGAAAAAAUUUGCUUUAAAUGCUGUGUUUUCAUUCUGUACAAGAAUUAAUUAUCCACAUACCUUCUGACUACCUAUGACUGAUUUAAAACUAAUACUGAAAGUUUUAUCAUUUUAACCUCCAAAUUAGCACUUAGAGUUGAUGAUUAAAUUACUACUUUUCAGCCCAGUAGCAAUAUAUUGCAUUUUCUGUAUUUGCAUUCAUAAAAAUCAUAGCUUCUAAAAGGCACCAAAUCUGAAACACAGAUAUUUCAAACAUGAAGCAUGUUAACUGCUGAUGUGGGUGGGUGGAGAAUUUAUGAUUUAUAAUGAAAUAAAAUCCUACAUGACUUAGCUGUGUAUUAUGCCUACAAACUGCACAUAUUUGUGACUCAAGAUUUAUCUCCUGUACUAAUAACUAUUAGUAUUAUCAAAAGUUUGCAUUCAGUGAUUAGCUAAUUUUGGUAUUCUUGCACAGCUAUGUUAUUUACUUUUUAUCUAUUUCAUUCUAACAAACUUAUCCAUUUUUUGAAUAGCAACCAAUACAAUCACAAACCUAAUGAUGUCAUGCACUUUUUGCAUAUAAAUAGUAUAUAUUUUACUGUAUUUAUUUACAAAAAUUACACCGUAUAUACCCAUUUAAUUACCAGUAAAAGUUUUGUAAAUUAAUUGCUUCAGUAAGAUAAACAAGCAGGGAAACUAGUAUAAUUACAAAAAUAUGAUACAGUUACAUUAGUUAAAGGCAUGCAGUCAGGCAAGUCCUCUGGAAGACUAACUGAAAGUUAAAGAAUUUACAACAAUGACAAAGGAAAGGAGCUCUAUGACAUAGACUGUGAGAAAGAAAAGUAGCCCUAGCUUUCAGACAAUAUGUGUAUGAUUUUAUUAGUUUUAGAAGUUUGGAAAUUGUAAACAAAAAAUGUAGUUGGACAAGUUCAACAGUUUAUACCUAUAUUUUUCAUAAAUUCCUGCUUUCAAACUAUUUCAGUAAGAAAUAAUCAACAAAGACCAUAGCAGCUUUGUUUUGUAUGUUGAUAAUUUUCCUUAAACAGGAGGGAAGUUGAAAUAUUUUUACUCUCCAAGCAAAAAUUACAAUUGGAGGGUGAAAAUCCAAAUUAGAAUUAGCAGUUUGGAGUUUUUGUACUUCAUCCAAUUUAAAUUUUAAUAAGAUUUAUUUCCAAAAAAUUAAUUCAGAACAUUUCAGUGAAAGUUUUGUUGAUGAUUGGAAGGGGAAUAUCAAACAAUUUUUUGGAAAAUUUUAAAUUGUCAUGUGUCCCCAUGAAAAGCAAGAUAUAUACUGGGCUGGAAAGGGGUAAAAGAAUUUUUCGUAUAUAUUUUAUAUUAAGAAUGCUGUGAUUAAAGCAUUACUAAACAAUUAUUUAAUCAUGAAAGAUAAUGAAGCAAAAUGUGUCUUGAUAUAGCUGUGUUUUCACUAGUUGUAUUUAUAUUGUUUUGUUGAAACAUAAAGAAAUUUAAAAAUGUAUAGCUUUCAUCUGGAGUUUAGAAAUUUUAAUAUAAUUUAACAUUUAAGGUACAAAACUUGUUGAGAUGGACUAUGCCAUCUGGAUGUUUUGGGAUAUCUAACACCAGAUGUUUGGGUGAUUCACCAUUUUCAGGGUUAUUUACACUCAGUAGUAGUAGUAGUAACUGAAUUAACUAUAGUACUGAGAUUACCAGUGGGCCAAGAGAAGGCUCAUUCUGUUUUCAAAAUUGUUAAACCUGGGGGAAUCCUUGGAGAGUUUAGGUAUACCACAAAGGAACUUGGGAUAUUAUGUUUGAUCUAGAAAUGUUAUACUUGUAUUUUUUUUUAACUGUCUGAAAGGUAAAUAAUCAAAUAAGAAAUAUUUUGACUUAGCAUUACUUGUUCAAUGUAUAAUGAUGUGUUCUUUGAAUUGCUGCAAAAGGAUCUUACACAUCAAAAUCAUUUGUUGAAUUAGUUAGAAAGAUGAUAUUAGAGUAAAUAGUUUUAUAUGUAAUGAGUGGCCAGAUGUCAGAAUCUAUAGCAACAAACUUAAAAGUCUUUUGUGCUGUUUUUAUUGUUUAUUGUAAUAUUUUAGAAUAGUAUUAAUUUAUGUAUGCAUUGGAUAGUUGAAAUCUGUAUUGCACAGAAUAGACUUUUAUCACUUUUAUAACUUAACCUUGUAUAAAUGUACAAAAAAUAUGCUGUGCAAGAUGUACAAAAAAAAUGUAAAAAUAUGUAAAAAUGUAAAAAAAAAAUUUGUAUGAUGCACAAAGUGAACAGUUUUAGUUUUCUUCAUGUUUCAAAUUUUGUUUUCAAGCAGCAGUGUUUAGCAUGAGUUUAUCCAAGAUAACAAUUAUUGAUUUCUUUUAAGUGUCAAAGUUGUUUUCUGUAGUUUUUAAACAAAUUGAGUUAAUAGAUGUCGCUGUGUAUUUGAUCUUUGAAAAUGUGGUGCAUGUUAUUGUUUUAAAAUUUAUUGCACAAGUUUUUUUAAAUAACGUACACUUACUAUCUGAUAGAAUAUUUUAUUUCUUUUGAGUUCAAGUCGUAGUAACUGUGGCCAGUAAUUUGUGUACAUUGUAGCUGUAUUUUUCAUUCCAAUCCCUGUUUAUAACUAGUGUAGUUAGGAAGAGUCGAGUUGGAAUUAGUUAAAGCUUCCUUUGAAGCCAGUAUUGGUAAGUUAUAAAUAAACUUGUCUGAUUUACAAAAA
This is a messenger RNA of Limulus polyphemus (Atlantic horseshoe crab), 4046 nucleotides long. RefSeq names its product cyclin-I-like. Gene Ontology annotation, biological process: mitotic cell cycle phase transition; regulation of cyclin-dependent protein serine/threonine kinase activity. The transcript has 8 exons. Bases 267 to 1172 code for a protein of 301 amino acids. Gene Ontology annotation, molecular function: cyclin-dependent protein serine/threonine kinase regulator activity. The record is from RefSeq and is a predicted model, not a curated record. Lineage: Eukaryota; Metazoa; Arthropoda; Merostomata; Xiphosura; Limulidae. Gene Ontology annotation, cellular component: cyclin-dependent protein kinase holoenzyme complex; nucleus; cytoplasm.